Molecule: messenger RNA, 1611 nt
Organism: Boeremia exigua
Lineage: Eukaryota; Fungi; Ascomycota; Dothideomycetes; Pleosporales; Didymellaceae
Product: mitochondrial carrier domain-containing protein
Exons: 3
Coding region: 137-1123 (328 amino acids)
Cellular component (GO): peroxisomal membrane
Molecular function (GO): ATP transmembrane transporter activity; ADP transmembrane transporter activity; NAD transmembrane transporter activity
Source: RefSeq, a predicted model, not a curated record
GAUCCGCACGCCGCACCAGACUCUGGUAUACACCGCACGCCGGACUGAGUCCAAGUAACCCCUCUUCGCUCGUUCAUAGCAUCUUAUCACCAGCAAGCCACACCGCACUCGCUCGACGCGACUCGAACCACCCACCAUGUCUGAGGCCAAGCAGGAAGCGCAGCUGAAGCUCGCCGAGUCGACACAGCCGGUCCCCACGAGCGCCGCCGCCCAGCAGAGCGACAAUGUGGCCCACGCCCUCGCCGGCGCGGGCGGCGGGCUGCUGUCCAUGGCGCUGACAUACCCGCUCAUCACGCUCUCGACCCGCGCCCAGGUCGAGUCGAAGCGCGCCCAGUCGUCGACCCUCGGCGCCGCCCGCCGCAUCAUCAAGCGCGAGGGCGUCACGGGCCUGUACGCGGGCAUGGACUCUGCGCUGUUCGGCAUCACCGUGACCAACUUCGUCUACUACUACUGGUACGAGUGGACCCGCUCGUUCUUCGAGAAGGCCGCGCUCAAGGCCGGCCGCGCCUCGAUGAAGCUCACCACGGUCGAGUCGAUGAUGGCGGGCGCCCUUGCCGGCUCGGCCACGGUGCUGCUCACCAACCCUAUCUGGGUCAUCAACACGCGCAUGACCACCCGCAAGUCCGAGUCGGAUGAGCAGGUCCUGCCCGGCGCGUCGCCCGCCAAGGCGCCCUCGACGCUGGCCACGCUGCUGACGCUGAUCCGCGACGAGGGCUUCCUGCGCCUGUUCGCCGGUGUUGCGCCCGCGCUGGUGCUCGUCAUCAACCCGAUCCUGCAGUACACCGUGUUCGAGCAGAUGAAGAACUUCCUGGAGAAGAAAAGGAGGGUCACGCCCAAGGACGCCUUCUAUCUCGGCGCCCUGGGCAAGCUGCUCGCUACGAGCAUCACCUACCCGUACAUCACCGUCAAGAGCAGGAUGCACGUUGCCGGCCGGGAUGACAAGAGGGAGAGCAUGUUGACGACCUUCAAGAGGAUCAUCAGCGAGGAGGGCUACAGCGGUCUGUAUGGAGGCAUUGGACCCAAGGUCACCCAGAGCGUCAUCACCGCUGCGUUCUUAUUCGCCUUCAAGGACGUGCUGUAUGCCUACACCGUCCAGGCGCGCAAGAAGCUCGCCCGUCAGUAGACGCACAACCCGACAGCUUGAGGCACGUGAGAACCUGCCAGCAAGCAACGACCCCGAGAAUGUAGUGUAUGAUUGUACGAGCGUCGGCUUCGACCGCUGUUGUACAGUAAGGCAAGAUAGGAAAAGCUGGGAUUUGGUAUAUACCCUGAAUUUAUUUACGUUUUGCACUUUCGACGUCUACUUUGCCUUCUUUUGACAGUCUUCGGAUGGUUUCCCGAGAUGCCGUCCCGCCGACCCCACGCAGACAUCACCACAGCGGGGUACCUGCGUAUCUGACUGCAAGAAAGCAGUACGGACCAUGUCCUCCGCACAUCUCGCGAUGCUUGUAUAUAAAUGGAUCACUCGCCGUCAACCCAUUGAAGUCGAUUUCCCCAAACACUAACCACAAUGACGUCUGAGCCCUUCACCCUCCGCUGGGGCAUCCUAGGUAGUCUCUCACCACCCAGAUAUCAACCGAUCCCACUAACACUCCCCCAGCAACCGGCGGA